This is a messenger RNA of Kwoniella botswanensis, 1203 nucleotides long. RefSeq lists its product as uncharacterized. The record is from RefSeq and is a predicted model, not a curated record. Bases 1 to 1203 code for a protein of 400 amino acids. Gene Ontology annotation, biological process: NADPH regeneration. The transcript is spliced from 3 exons. Gene Ontology annotation, cellular component: cytoplasm. NCBI's taxonomy places the organism in Eukaryota, Fungi, Basidiomycota, Tremellomycetes, Tremellales, Cryptococcaceae. Gene Ontology annotation, molecular function: nucleotide binding; oxidoreductase activity.
AUGACUGACAACAAGAUCAAGAUCGCGCUGUUAGGAACCGGCAUCUAUUCUGAAUCCGACUACUUACCCUCACUCGUACAUGAAUCGCAAACUCACAUUGACGUCGAGAUCGUUUGGUCCCUAGACCAAACCGUUGCAGCCAGGUUUGCUGGUCAUUUCAAGUCAUCUGGUCGCUCUGAGCCUCAAGUCGCUGUCGGAGAUGCAGGUAUCGAGCAGAUCCUGAAUGACUCGGAAAUAGACGCUGUAGUCAUUGUUCUACCAUUCGCAUUCCAACCACCUUUGAUGAAACGAUUCUGGGCGGCAGGUAAACAUGUCUUGAGUGAGAAGCCAAUUGAACGAGAUGUCAAGGCUGGUCUUGAACUUAUCAAGGAGUUUGAGGAUUACUGGAAGCCGAAGAACCUGAUCUGGCGAGUCGCGGAAGACUAUGAUCAUGAACCUAUCCACAAGAGAGCCGCAGAGCUGCUGCGAGAUCCUGCUCUGGGACCAGUGCUCUACUGGGAUCUGCAGAACCAGAACUAUUGCCCAGAUGGCGACAAAUGGCAAGCGACGUCGUGGAGAAAUGUUCCUGAUUAUCAAGGUGGUUUCUGUCUCGAUGGAGGUGUCCACUCAGUUGCCAUGCUUCGAAAUAUCCUUCCCGAUCCUCCAGCUGCAGUCAUCGCCUCUGCAUCUUUACACCGAAAACACACACCUCCACACGAUACGAUUCUCGCUCUCGUCCUUCCUGAUUCAGCUGCUACAAAAGAGCCAAGUGGAUCUUCUAGCAAACUCGACAUCGCUCGUCAACAUAGACCCAACUUACCUCAACCUGGAAAGUCUUCACCGGCCGGUACGAUCACCUUCACUUGGGCUUUACCAAACAUCGAAUCUCAGCUGCCUCGUGAUCUGCAAGUCCUCAACAUCACAUGUUUAAAUGGAAAAUUGACAUUAGUAAAUGAUUCAGGCACUAGAACUUUAGAGUUGGCUCCUGCGGCUGGUACUCAGGUCGAGGCAGUGAAGGAGACCAGUCCUAAGAAAGGAGUAGAGGUAGAGUUGGCCUAUUUCGCUAGAGCAGUACUAGCGACGAAAGCAGGACGUGCUAUAGAUCCUGCGGAAGAUUAUGGCAAGCCCAUAGACACGCUCUGGGAUGUAGCAGUGAUACAAGCAAUGUUGCAAUCAAACGGUAAUAAGGUGGAUAUAAAACAGCUUAUAGAUCAAUAUAGAUAG